Molecule: messenger RNA, 486 nt
Organism: Meira miltonrushii
Lineage: Eukaryota; Fungi; Basidiomycota; Exobasidiomycetes; Exobasidiales; Brachybasidiaceae
Exons: 2
Coding region: 22-258 (78 amino acids)
Biological process (GO): mitochondrial translation
Cellular component (GO): mitochondrial small ribosomal subunit
Molecular function (GO): structural constituent of ribosome
Source: RefSeq, a predicted model, not a curated record
CCAUCACAUCACAACUACAAGAUGAAGAUCGACAAGCUAAGGGUAAGACCAAAGAAGGCCGCUAUACCUGCCCCUUGUGCAGCUGAAUUUGCGACUAUGCUUGCUUGUUGGGCAAGUUCGAACGAUUUGGGAAGUUCAGGAGAAUGCCAAAAGCAUGCUGUGGCAUUGCAAACCUGUCUAAGAACGCAGGGAGGAUCGAAGAGAGUUCCAAAAUCAGCAAUCAACUACCAUCUUGCACGAUUCUCAAAGCAAGUCUAAUCUUGCUUUAGUGAUCUUAAUACAGCCAUUUUUUUACAGGAUCAUCCGAAACAUCUCCGGUAUGCUCGAUUGCUUUGGGAAACCGAAAUCUUGUCGGCAUAUCAAUUAGCAUGAUCCUGCUUAGAUAGUGCACCUAAAUCAAAAACUUGGCCACUCUUGUAAUCCUUUUCCUUGUGCUCUUGCACCUUUGUAUUUGUACUCUUAGCAAUCACACAUUUUUAUCACAUA